AUGGCAGCAUUGAGGCCUCUGAAAAGGCCCAAGAUCGUCAAGAAGAGGGUGAAAAAGUUCAUCAGACAUCAGUCAGACCGCUAUGUCAAAGUCAAGGUACAGUUGGUGUUGGCCACUAUAUAUAAUUAAUUGUAGCAACAGUAUUUGAAUCCUUGCUACGUUAAUGUGUUGAACCAGGCGUUUUCAAACCUAUCCUCAGGGACCCCCCCAAGCUGUUCCGUGUAUUUUAACUAUUCCACAGCCACCACACCUCAUUCAACUUGUCAACUAAUCAUCAAGCCCUUGAUGAGGUAAAUCAGUGAGCUAGUUCAGGGCUACAACAAAACUGUGAAACAUCUGGGGGUCCCCCCGAGGAGAGGUUUGAAAACCACUGCGUUAGGGCACAUGGAAAACAAGUGUUUCUUAUUGGACAAAUUCCGGUAGUUCCUUCCUGUGUCAGUUUGUUUUCUUCUGUUUGGUGUCUAAUGAACACGACCCAGAUCUUGGUUGAGGUCUGGAACAUGCAAAUGAAGAGCAAUCUCUGAAAGUGACACAUGUUAGUGCUGCUGCUUCCUUAACCCAAUGAUUCCCACCACGACGCCUGCGCGAUUUGGAUUUCGAACCCCUUUUAAACAUUGUGUGCGAUAAGUCUGAUUAACGGGGGCUGAAGUAGAGUCCGAAUGGUUCAUUUUACAUUUUUUGUCAUUUAGCAGACGCUCUUAUCCAGAGCGACUUACAGUUCGUGAGUGCAUACAUUUUUCAUACUGGCCCCCCCCCGUGGGAAACGAAUCCACAACCCUGGCGUUGCAAGCACCACGCUCUACCAACUGAGCUACACGGGGCCCCGUGCUACAAACUGUUAAAAGUGAUGUAUGAAAAGCUGAGACUCACAAAUACAUGUAACAUGUUUUGCUCUAUUGCACUCACGAUCUACACAAGUGGUUAGAAGGUAAGGGGUUCUUCUACAGAGAAGAUCAUAGGGAAUCCCAGGACAUAGUGUCUAUAAUACUGUAAUAAGGUCACAGUUGCUGUCACAAACACAGAACUCCACACAGUUGUCACUGAAUACUUUGAUAUUCAUAUCCCACUAAGCAAAUUUACUGCGUUCAUACAAAUUAAUUUUGGUCAGGUGUUUUGAUUUGGCGGAUUAUACGUCAAUAAAACGUAUGAAUGCAACUGAUUGUCAAAUAGUUCUGUGUUCUACUUGUAGCCCUGGCUGUCAUGACGAUAAUGGUAAAACGCUUCAUUGUGAGGCUAAAUAUAAGGGCUGGACAUGCAGAUAAAUGACAGUCGGAUAAAUGACAAGACGAUUGUUGCUAGGGUCUCGGGACUGACGGGGUUAAAGAUGCACCCCGUGUUUUCGUAUAGUUUUGGAAGUGGUGCUCGCGAGCCAAAAGUGGCCCCCAUUUUUGUUGUGUACGUCAUCCAUUUUUGUAUGACGUUACCUCCUACAAUUUGUAUGUUACGAUUUCCAAUUCUUACCAUGUUGCGAAUUUGUUGCGCUUAAGUUCCUGGAGUGCGUCUUUUUUAAGGAAUGUGAAUGGGGAAAAGUGAACUGUCUUAACUGGCCUAAACACUUCCCUAACCCUAACGUAACCAGUGUAGUCACCGCGCUAGCUGGCUACUGUAUUCGCGGGAUAUCGCCUUACUACUCACCUCACUUACGUUUCUUCUUUGUAGCAAAACUGGCGUAAACCCCGUGGAAUCGACAACAGGGUGCGCCGGCGCUUCAAGGGCCAGAUGCUGAUGCCCAACAUCGGCUACGGUAGCAACAAGAAGACCAAACACAUGCUGCCUUCCGGCUUCAGGAAGUUCCUGGUCCACAACAUCAGAGAGCUGGAGGUCCUCAUGAUGAGCAACAAGUAAGUCCCACUCCCCGUCAUGGAUUUAAAAGCAUUGGAUUGGUGUAAGUAUCGGCUGGAGACUGGAGAGUUUCAUCAGAAAGCAGGGCUGCAUUCAGCAGGGCACCACGUUGUGGAACGUUUCACAUAGAAAUUGUAAUGUACAACCUAUAUAAUAGACGGGUGUAAGAAGGAGUCCUGUUGGCUCUAUUCAUGACAUUUCAUGACACCUGUAACGUUCAACAACGUUUGGGUUUCCUGCUGAACGUAGCCCUCGUGUGGAAGGUAAGACUCGUGGUUCAGCAUGUGGUGCAACGUUAUGGUUUGGUUUGUCCGACCGUGAGUCUUGUGAAUAUUUUUUUUUUUUUUGACUCCUAUUCAUUGUUUUUUAUUUUGAAGUGUGUUCAUUCAAGUGCAAUAUUUCAUUUGGUGUAAUGUUUGUGUCCUAGCCUGGUGGAACCAGCCUGAUCUCGCAAAUAGCUCACAUUCUGAAAUGAGACACGAGAGUAGCGGUUUGUCUGCUCGACCAGGCUAUGUGGGUCCUCCUUGGGUGUGUUAACCGUGUGUGUGUGUGUUAACCGUGUGUGUGUGUGUUAACCGUGUGUGUGUGUGUGUGUUAACCAUGUGUGUGUGUGUUAACCGUGUGUGUGUGUGUGUUAACCGUGUGUGUGUGUGUGUGUGUGUGUGUGUGUGUGUGUCCAGUAGAUGUCCUGCAUGGUGUAUAAUGUCCUGUAGAUCUAGUAGGUUCUGACUCCUCCUCCUCCUCCUCCUCCCCUGACUCCUCCUCUCAUCGUUGCCUGCUGGGUCUGCCAUACUCAUGACGGGUGUUUUGAAGGAGGAGGGAGAGCACGGCAGAGGACGUACCCAUUCCACCCUUAGCUUUCCCCGUAGCCAGGAAGUGGAAGAUAACCUGCUACAUCAUCAACCGGGAACGUGGCUAUUAUAGUUGCAUGUGGCUGAGCUUUAUCUACGUGCUUUAUAGUUUUGGUGUUAGGAAUAUGGCAUGUUGUGUGAUAGAUUUUUAAGUGGUGUAUGCAUGGCUCUUCAAAUUGAUUUUGUUCGAACAAGGGUUGGGGUGAAAAAAUUCAAUUUUAAUUAAAAAGCAUUGUGGGAAAUUUGAAUUGAAAUAUAAUUGACCCUAACCCUGAUGACAUCAGUUGUUGUUUCCGGAGAAAUUAAAUCUCCUUUUCGCCCUCGCAUGUCUGUCACUGUAACCAAUCUCUCCCCUUGUACUCCACAGGACCCAUGCUGCAGAGAUAGCCCACAAUGUGUCGUCUAAGAACAGGAAGUUGAUCGUGGAGAGGGCAGCUCAACUGGCCAUCAAGAUCACCAACCCCAACGCCAGGCUACGCAGCGAGGAACACGAGUGA
Messenger RNA from Coregonus sp. 'balchen', 3190 nucleotides. The record is from the annotation of a GenBank genome assembly. Lineage: Eukaryota; Metazoa; Chordata; Actinopteri; Salmoniformes; Salmonidae.